CAUCAGUUAAUCGGAACUGAUCUACUAAUCUGGGCUUUGGUUCUCCUGAAAAUACUGUCGUACUUUAUCUUCUCCAGUGUUCGUUUCUUCCUUUUUCUCCGGCCUCCCCAAUACUCGCUUUCUUGCAUAUAAAGGUUAGAUUAGAUUAGAGGGGAUUGGCUCGCGUUGCGCUAAACACAUUCAAGCACGCACCUUCUUGUACUAAAUUUUCUGAUUUUUUACUACCUUGGAUAACAAAAUAAGAAAUCCAUCCAUCUACACGCAUCUGAAUUUUGCUUCAAACAGUUAACUAACCGACGGCGCAAUUUGUUUUCCUCGAUAAAGGAGCGUUAGAAUAGGAAUUUACAGGAAUAAUUAUGUCGGGAGUUUGGAGAUGGAGAAAAUUAAGAGAGGUAGCAUUGGAGGCAUCGAAGAAAGGUAAAGGUUGGUGGAGGUGGAACCACGCUCACCUCCAAAACCGGGGCUUGGUGAAUUGCUUGCACGUGGGGUGUUAUGUGAAGCGGAGGGAGUCUUUGAUUGGAGUGCAGGAGAGAUACAAGUGGGACCACGGUGGCAGCGGCAAUGAGCAGCACCACACUACUCUGAGAAUUAGGGCGGAGGCCAAUUGCCCUCGUUGCUCCAAGCAAAUGGAUCUCCUCUUCACCAACCGCCCGCACCACCUCAUUCCUCCCUCCUCCCCCAAUCCCAAUUUCGAUGUACUCGAUGGCGAUACGCCUGUUCUUCCCACUGUUCCCAAUAAUAACAUCAUCAGUCAUAAUAGCAAUAACAAGAGCAAUAACUCUUCUACUAACACUAUCCAUGAGAGCAAUAGUAACUUCAUCAAAGAUGGAGGUGGUGGUGAUGGUGGUAGUGGAGGAGGAGUAGGGAACGCUUUCCAGGCAGUAAAUCUUUGCCCCAAUUGUAAGACGGCCUAUUACUUCAGGCCCUUCAAGAUGUCCCCUCUGCAGGGAAGUUUCAUUGAGAUUGGCAGGGUGAAAAGCAGGAAUUCUGGUUCUGAGAAGAAAUCAACUGAUCCGCAAGACUAUGGGAAGAGGCUUCGGCCCUCCUUCUGGGAGACCUUGAGGUCAUAUGGCGGUGAGCCACCAGAGAACUGGCCUCCACAUCCGCCUCCAUCAGGAAAUGGGAUUGCGGUGCAUACCCCACCUGGUCCACCUUUUGCCCCAGGCGUCAAUGUUAUUAGAGCAUCAGGUGGCAAUGGCACUCGUAGUGGUGUUAACAAUGGAGAGAAGAGCACCUGGGGUGGGUCUAAUCUUGGUAAAAAUUUACCCACUCCAAAGGAGAUCUGCAAAGGACUUGACAAAUUUGUUAUUGGCCAGGAACGUGCAAAAAAGGUGCUCUCAGUGGCCGUGUACAACCACUACAAAAGGAUUUAUCAUGCCUCCUUGCAUAAAGGGUCGGAAGUUGAACCAUCCACAUUAGAUGACGACGACAAUGUAGACUUGGAAAAGAGCAAUGUGCUUUUGAUGGGUCCAACUGGCUCAGGGAAAACGCUACUUGCAAAAACUCUUGCUCGUUUUGUCAAUGUACCUUUUGUGAUUGCUGAUGCAACUACUUUGACACAGGCUGGUUACGUCGGUGAAGAUGUUGAAUCAAUAUUGUACAAAUUACUCACCGUUGCUGAAUUUAAUGUGCAAGCUGCACAACAAGGGAUGGUGUACAUAGAUGAAGUUGAUAAGAUAACGAAGAAGGCUGAGAGCUUGAAUAUCAGCAGAGAUGUCUCUGGUGAGGGAUCAAUGCUGGAAGGGACUAUAGUAAAUGUUCCCGAAAAAGGGGCUAGGAAGCACCCUCGGGGCGAUAAUAUUCAGAUAGAUACUAAAGACAUCCUUUUUAUAUGUGGAGGAGCAUUUGUUGAUUUAGAGAAAACUAUUUCUGAGAGACGGCAGGAUUCAUCAAUUGGGUUUGGAGCUCCUGUACGCGCUAACAUGAGAGCAGGUGGAGUGAUUGAUGCUGCCGUAACAUCAUCUCUGCUUGAAUCUGUUGAAAGUAGUGAUCUUAUAGCUUAUGGUCUCAUACCAGAAUUUAUUGGCCGCUUCCCUAUUCUGGUUAGUUUGUCAGCCCUUACAGAAGACCAACUUGUUCAGGUCCUGAUGGAACCAAAAAAUGCUCUUGGUAAGCAGUACAAGAAGUUAUUUAAGAUGAAUAACGUAAAAUUACAUUUCACUGAAAAAGCCUUACGACUGAUUUCCAAUAAAGCAAUGACCAAAAAUACUGGUGCUAGAGGAUUAAGAGCCAUACUGGAAAAUCUUCUAACAGAUGCUAUGUAUGAGAUUCCAGAUGCGAAGACUGGAAAAGAUAGAGUAGAUGCUGUGGUCAUUGACGAUGAAUCAGUGGGUAAAAUAAAUGAACCUGGAUGUGGCGGGAAAAUACUUCGUGGAGAUGGUGCUUUGGAGAGAUACCUUGCAGAGGCCAACUUCAAAGAUCAGGCGGAAGAAAAUGGUGCAGCUGAAGCAGAGCUGCAGGAAGGUGAAUUGGAGGUCACAUCAAGAGCAAUGAGCAUGUAGCAUUUAUUACAAGUAGUUCCAACUUUGUAAAAUAGUUUUUUCUGCCUAUCUCAUUGUAUUGUAAAACUUAUUCAUUUAUAGUUUGUAGCCGUCACCUUCUCUGCAUACAUAGAAGAUAGUUGAGUUGUAACAAAAAAAGAAAAAUUUGAGUGGACGAUAAGAGGUAUAGGAUUCAAGAAAGGUACAAUUUUCACAAUUAGUGCCUAAUCCGGGCAAUUACAACACCAAAA
Sesamum indicum (sesame) is the source of this 2731-nucleotide messenger RNA. RefSeq names its product ATP-dependent Clp protease. The record is from RefSeq and is a predicted model, not a curated record. NCBI's taxonomy places the organism in Eukaryota, Viridiplantae, Streptophyta, Magnoliopsida, Lamiales, Pedaliaceae. Gene Ontology annotation, molecular function: ATP-dependent protein folding chaperone; ATP binding; ATP hydrolysis activity. Gene Ontology annotation, cellular component: mitochondrial matrix. Gene Ontology annotation, biological process: protein folding.